Molecule: messenger RNA, 2436 nt
Organism: Lycium ferocissimum
Lineage: Eukaryota; Viridiplantae; Streptophyta; Magnoliopsida; Solanales; Solanaceae
Product: probable inactive receptor kinase At2g26730
Exons: 3
Coding region: 326-2293 (655 amino acids)
Biological process (GO): protein phosphorylation
Molecular function (GO): protein kinase activity; ATP binding
Source: RefSeq, a predicted model, not a curated record
GCGGCAAGUUCUAUGCAUAAGACGAGAAAGUGCCACGAGUAUCACCAAAAUCAAAUCUCAUAUUCUUGAGAUCAAUGUCCUCUUUUUGCUGGAAACAAUUGGUCCAUAAUACUACAUGUAAAGAAUAAGCCGCCUUCUAGGAUUCUCAGCUGAGAAUUAAUACAACCAAUUUCUUGUAACAAUCAUGCCUUGUUUUCUUCUCUCAACAUUGAAAUUAACUUCCCACAGCUGUCAACUCCAUCCCCUGUUUUUGAAGCUUAAUAUUUACUUAGUGAUUGCAAAACAUCUAUUUGUGUGACUGACUCUUUGCCUUUGACAAACAACAAUGGGUUCUUCUAAUAUCUUCAAGUACUAUGUUACCUUCCUUUUCAUGCUGAAAUUAUGUACUCUGGCCAUAGCACAAGAUGGUUCUCCGACAGGUUAUCAUGGCGAAGAGAGGGACGCUCUUUUGGCAAUUCAAGCUGAAUUCAACAAUCCUAAAAUACUCCAAAAAAAUUGGACAAGUCUCAUGUGUUACAUGAAUAACACUCCAAAUUGGUAUGGAAUUAGCUGUAUCAACGGUCGAGUCACUGGACUUGUGUUAGAAAAUCUUGGCCUUAUUGGAAAACUCAACCCAAAUGCACUUGCAAAUCUCACUCAAUUACAAACACUUAGUUUCAAGAACAAUUCCAUAUCAGGGAACUUGAUGGACUUCUCCAAAAACCAAAAUCUGAAGAGCAUUGAUUUAUCUGGCAACAGAUUUGAUGGAGAAAUUUCACCUUCUCUUGUAGCACUUAAUUCCUUAGAGUCAUUGCAGUUACAAAACAACAAUUUGAACGGUCCAAUCCCAGGUUUCAACCAGUCAACAUUGAAAGUAUUCAAUGUUUCUUACAACAAUCUUUCUGGUGAAAUUCCAAACACAACAGCUCUUCAGAAGUUUGGUACUUCCUCGUACUUAAGUAACAAAGAUUUAUGUGGCCCUCCUUUUCCUAACACAACGUGCACUACAAAAAAUAAUGAGUCAUCAGAUCCAAGUCCAAGUGAUAAUCCACAUAAUGAAUCUUCAAAUGGUUCAAGACCAUGGUUGGCUCCAAUCUUGGUGGUAAUCAAUAUUGUGGGCGUUGUUGUUCUUUUAUUUCUCGUCAUUUACUACUUCAAGAAAUCAAGAAAGCUAAAGAAAAUGCUGGCGAAUAAGAAUACAAGAUUAAUGGAUGUUGAAAAAAUGGAGACUAGCAAAAUGGAGACCACGACGUCGACGCCAACAGAAACCAGAAGUGUGGAAUCAAGAAGUAUGGGGUCAGAAAUGGAAUUAGAGAAAGGAAAACUGGUAUUCCUAGGAAGUGAAAUAAAUUUUGAAUUGGAUGAUUUAUUGAGAGCAUCAGCAGAAGGUUUGGGAAAAGGAAAUUUUGGGAAUUGUUAUAAGGCUAUGUUGGUUGAUGGACCUACUGUUGUGGUGAAGCGUUUUAGGGAUUUGAAGCCUUUGAGUAAUGAUGAAUUUGUGAGACAAGUAAUAGCAAUUGGUGAUAUGAAGCAUCCAAAUUUGUUGCCCAUACUUGGUUAUUAUAAUACAAAGGAUGAGAAGUUGCUGCUCUUGAAAUUUGCACCCAAUGGAAGCUUAUACAACCGCAUUCAUGGAGGAAAAGGGACGAAAGAUAGGAUUCCAUUUCGAUGGAGCUCAAGAUUAUCAGUUGCUCGCGGUGUCGCUCGAGCAUUAGAGUAUCUACACCUCAACUGUGGCUUCUCCCAAACUGCCACGACUGUUCCCCAUGGCAACUUAAAAUUCUCCAACGUUUUCCUCGAUGAAAACGAUGAAGUUCGUGUUGCUGACUAUGGACUUACCUCCCUUAUUGCUCCCCCAAUUGCAACUCAACGAAUGGUUUCCUACCGAUCACCCGAAUAUCUAGCCUUCAAGAAAGUGUCCAAGAAAUCUGACAUAUGGAGCUUUGGCUGCCUACUCCUGGAAUUGUUAACAGGUAGAAUUUCUUCACAUUCUGCUCCGCCAGGCGUCACCGGUGCAGAUCUAUGCAGUUGGGUUCAUAGGGCCGUCCGAGAAGAAUGGACAGCUGAGAUUUUCGACACUGAAAUAGCUGUACAGAGAAGUGCCAACUCAGGGAUGCUACGUUUGCUGCAGAUUGCUAUAAGGUGUUGUGACAAGUCGCCGGAAAAACGACCGGAGGUGAGUGAGCUGUUGCGGGAAGUGGAAAGUAUUAACGGUGCGGUACUUGAUUCGGAAGAUGAAGAGGAUCUGUCAUUGUCGGUGGAUCAAUCCAUGACAGAUGAUUCCAUAGCAACUGCAACUACUCCGUCUCGAUAAGAUGUGUUACAAAUAUUGCAUGAUCUUUCUAAAGGUUUGGAAUGUACAACGUAACAUGUGCAUGUAAUAUUAAUUUGAGCAAAUUCUUAUCUAUAAUACAAUAUUGUAUUCACUUUGCUGCUUAUUAUUUAGGACAACAUUCA